AUGGACCGAGGUGGAGGAGGAGGAGUCACAUACGCUAACAGGAAUGGCCGUCAAGACUAUGACGACCGACAUGCUGACAAUGGAGGACACCAUGGUUACAACAGCCACUCGAGUGAUUCGAACGGAGGAAACUACAGAAGGAACCCAGCACCAGGUUACAACACCGGUCCUAGCGGCGGGGCUGGAACUGGGGGUGGUUACAACAGCGGUCGAGGAGGCGCGUCUUGGGGUCAAUUUAGCGGCAGCAAUGGGAGACCACGCAACGACAACGCGCAAUACCCAGACCGCCCAUCUAACAUGGCCCCGAGUAGCAGCGUUCACGGCGGAAGUCCUCCCAAUUCUCACGGCUACGACGGUCCUGGUCGAGGCGAGCACCGCAACUAUGACGACUCGUCUUACAGGGGUCAAGGCAACAAUAGCGGUAGUAACGAUGGACGUCCGGACCCGUCAGAGUCACUCAAGGCUUAUCAACAAUCCAAGAGCAGUGACCCUUAUGCCGUCGGGCUGAGAUCUUCGGCGGCCUUCUUUCACGAGACUUACGAUAAGCUGGAGCGUCCUGGCGGUUUUGCCGAUAGUACAGCAGGGACACAGUACACGGUAACAAUCAUCAAGACCUACCGCGAGAUGGCGACGCAGACAACAGAGGAUCAAGUCUCUGGAUCACAGGAUUCGACCUGGAACGGCGUUCGCAUCAUCAGCUCAGGAAAGCAGCAGCCCACACCCCAGCAUCCACCCCAGCACCAACACCAACAGCAACAACAGCAACAACAGCGUACAGCCCAGGCAUACCCUAAAGCACCUAUUGCGCCCGUAGUCGCCGCCCCUCCUCGCUCCACAGCAACUGUUACUUCAUUACUCAACGCUGUCCUCACCCCAAGCCAGUCUCCUGUUGUUUCAUCCGCAACCGCAGUAAAGCCCAACGCGUCAGGAUCAUACGGAUCUUCAGUCCAGUAUUCUUCAGAUGAGCGACGUCCUCAUGGAAUGACAGGUAGCUCAUCGGGCGGGUUAAAAUCUAACGACAGUGUACCAACAGCGUCGAGCGCAUACCAGAAACCUCCCUACGCCACAGCAUCUUCGGCGAACAAGCCCUUGGCUACCUCUGACAACUCUUCUUGGAUGGCAGCACCAGAUUCUGAUACCAAGAGGAGUGCGACAACUACCCAGCAGGAUAAUACCCGGAACGAGAUGACCAAGAAGCUAGAUCCAAGAGGAGCACCACCACCAGCAGCAGCCAGCGCAAAGGGAGAUCCUUGGUCACAGCCAGCGGCAGGGACCGCUGCAAAAGCGGACAAUUGGGCUCAACCAACUUCAACGAGCAACUCGAGAGCAGAGUCUGGAUUCAGCGGCUGGGGGAACACUUCUCAAGGAAAGGCUGUCAGCGAUCUUGUCGAUUGGAGUACGGGGCUUGUGUCAGAGUUUCCUACAGAGGCCAAGCCUACGUUUAUGGCUGUGACGGAGCGCUGGGACAGGAUGGACAAAUAUGACCCUUCGUAUACCAACAACCGUCAAAAGACACAGCAAGAACAACAACAACAACAACAACAACAACAACAACAACAACAACAACAACAGCAACAACAACAGCAACAACAACAGCAACAACACCAACAACAACACCACCAACAGCAGCAACAACAACAGCAACAACAACAGCAACAACCACCACCACCACUACCACCACAACAACAGCAACAGCAGCUGCAGAGCUCGCGCUCAGACUCAAAGGAUGAAGAAGGCGAGGAUCGUCAUCGAGACCGUGGGCGCGCCCAAGAGAAGCAAGAGGUUGUCCAGGAACAAGGAGGAUCAGAUCCGUGGCUCAAUGACGGAAAUACUGGCCUGUCAGACUGGGGAAGUUCUGAGCCUGGGGAGUCACAAAUGAUCUUUAUGGACCGUGACGACGCGAGUAGUCAAAGUCAGCCGCCACAGCCGAGCGAACAGGAACAUCACCAGGAACCAGAGCGCCAUCAUAACGAUGAUGACGGACAUUACCCCAGCACCGGAACAUCUCAGGACCGUCGGGCUAUGACAUCCGAGGAGAGAUUCAACAACAGCUAUAAUAGACCACCAAGCAGCGGCGGGGGUGGCAUGGGAGGAAGUGCCAAUGGUCGACACAGCAGCAACAGCAACAGCAGGGGUGGACCAGGACCGCGUUAUGGUGAUGGCAGCAGUGGCGCUGGCGGCGGCGGACACAGCUAUGAGCGUGCGCAGAGACAUGGACCUAUGACGGUCACGCCUUCUUCGCCAGUUGGUAUUACAGGCCGUCGGUACUUUAACAACACCUUAGAUCGCGACUCUGCCCUUGGCGCAUGGUCUGCAGCCUCACAGAGUGCGUCAUCAAAGCCAGGCCCUAGUCAAGGUGUUCCACCAUCCGGGUCUUCUGGGUUGUUGCCAGGCUCGGGCGCGGCUGAAGGAUCUGUACUGGUCAAGAGCUCUGGAAGUACAAUGAGUAGUGGCGGUCGACCUGCACUUGCGACAGCGAGUGACUUUGGCAGUUUCUUCCAAGCGGCGGCGAUGUUUACACCACCACCAGCGAGGGCGCGACAGGGAAGUCAAAUGCGUCGGGGAAGUGAGAGCGAGAGCACGAUGACGCAUCAUAGUAGUCCAAGCAGGAGUAGGGAGUCUUCGAGGUCGCGACCACCGUAUUCCGGAACUGCUCUUGAGCACACUGAGGAGGAGCCUGAGCGCACUGAGGAGACUGUUGAGCAGAACUCAUUCGCAGCUGGACACGAACACAUUGACGAGGAUGGGGAUCUUAUCAAGGACGUGGAAAUUGCGCCUGUUGUUGUUCCUAGUGCUGGUACUGGCACUGUUGUUGAGGAGGACAAGGGAGAUAAACAGCAAGAAACGGUGGAGGAGGAUGAUAGGAAGGAGGCGGUGCGUAUGAACAGCAACUCUAGUCGGACUAGUUCGCAGGCGAUGGAGGAUAACCUGCUGACCUUUCAGAUGCAGAAACAGGCCGUUGUCGGUGGCAGUGGUGAUAAGGAGAAAGAGGAGGAGCAGGAGGAGAAGAAGCAAGAGGAGGACAAGAAGCAGGAGGACAAGAAGCAGGAGGAAGAAGUUGUUGAUAGUCCUGGAGCCAUUGAAGUCGAGAAGGUUGUCUCAGGUUCGACCCAGGGCAGCCCCAAAGCUGACUCUGACGACGUGUAA
Linnemannia hyalina is the source of this 3147-nucleotide messenger RNA. NCBI's taxonomy places the organism in Eukaryota, Fungi, Mortierellomycota, Mortierellomycetes, Mortierellales, Mortierellaceae. The record is from the annotation of a GenBank genome assembly.